This is a messenger RNA of Sarcophilus harrisii (Tasmanian devil), 1401 nucleotides long. Its product is annotated as GTPase IMAP family member 4-like. The record is from RefSeq and is a predicted model, not a curated record. Gene Ontology annotation, molecular function: GTP binding. NCBI's taxonomy places the organism in Eukaryota, Metazoa, Chordata, Mammalia, Dasyuromorphia, Dasyuridae.
AUGAAUGGCUUCAAGGAAGGAUCAUCCAAAUUUGUGGACCAACUACUUGAGCUCAAGAUGGCAGUUGGAGAGUAUAAGACUCCAAUUUAUAUUCUUAAUAGACUAAUAAGACUGCAGGCCAUGGUGGAGAUUAUUACCAACUCAACUGCAAAAGCCUUGGAUUUGUCAGCAGAUCAAGCUACACAGACCAAGAAGGUGGACCUCCAGCAUAGAUUGGCUUUAGACUACUUGCUGGCUGAAGAAGGUGGAAAAUUGCAUCCUCUAAUGGCAGAAGGAUUUUGUGCGGAGAUUUUUGACAACACAAGUGAGGAGACAAGCUAUGGUUAUGAAAAUCAAGACCUCAUGGACAAGCAACUAAGACUUGUUCUGGUGGGGAAAACAGGAGCUGGGAAAAGUGCAACAGGGAACAGCAUCCUUGGAAAACAUGUAUUUGAGUCAAAACUAGCAGCAAAGUCAGUAACCAAGAACUGUGUGACAGAAAGCAGAUUGUGGAAAGGGAAAGAGAUCAUAGUGGUGGAUACUCCUGGGAUUUUUGAUACUGAUGUGUGUGAUGAAGACACUUCAAGGGAGAUUAGCCGCUGCCUCAUGAUGUCCUCCCCUGGGCCUCAUGCCAUCCUCCUGGUAGUCCCACUCAGUCGAUACACCAAGGAGGAAAAAGAUGCAAUAAAGAAGAUCUUGGGAAUUUUUGGUUCCAGAGCCAAGAAACAUAUGAUUCUUUUAUUUACUCGGAAGGAUGAUUUGGAAGGUACUAAUUUGAAUCAAUAUCUAUGUGAAACUGAGAAAGACUUGAAAAGUUUAAAAGAUCAGUUUGAUGGAAGAUACUGUGCUUUCAACAACCAGGCAACUGGAAAUGAGCAGGAGGCCCAGCUAACAGAUCUGAGCUUAGUUGAGCAAAUAGUGCUAAAGAAUGGAGGAUUUUGCUACACAAAUCAGAUGUAUCAACUGGCAGAAAAGAUGAUUCAGAAAGAAACUAAAAUAUUACAAAAAGUCUACAUGCAAGACUUGGAAAAACUGAAAAAAGAAAUAAGACAGGAAUAUGAAAAGGAAAUAAAAAACUUAAGGAAUGAAUGGGAACAGAAAGAAAGAGAAGAAAAAAUAUACAGAGAACUUGCAGAAAAAGAAAUGUUCUAUGCAGAGAAACAAAGAGGUGCUAGAACUGAGAUUAUGGGACAACAUUGGUUCAUUGAAAAUUUCAUUCAAAUCUUUGGAAUAGCUCAUGGUGUCAUUAAAAUCAUUAAAAUUUUGUUUAAAAAUUAAGGAACUUGAUAAUUAAAGAUUAAGGAACUUAGAAAAACUGUUUUAUGCUCUCUACUAUUUUUCCAGCUUCUUUCUCUGUUGGUUAUUGAUAAAUAUUGAGGCAUCACAAGUCCAUCCUACAUGAACUGAUGCUAAGUGAAAUGA